AAGUCACCUUUUCUUUUUCCUUGUUUUCGUCAUGCGUCGAUUCAACAUUCGUUGGACUUUGUAGCUUCAAGGACGUAGUCAUCCUCUCAAGAUUCUAGUCAUGAUAUUGCUUAAAAAGAAGCCCGACUUACCUAUAUUAUCAAAGGACCCAGUCGAGCCCUAACUAGAAAAGUGCAUGGGUGACCAAAUUUAGGACAAAGUAGGCGCGGAAGAUCCACAUGCAACGAAACAUCCCUCACGAGUUCCAAACCUGACCUUCUUUAAGCUGCUUCGACUACGGGAACCACAAGGAAAACGGAACACGAGCGGGAAUGUGGGAGUGGGUCCUUCCAUAUAGUUGGCUUGAUGGCCCUUGUGGACAGAGUCUGUUCUCAUUAGAGAAUUGACCUUAGAACUUUGUGAUCAAGACCCGUGGUUAGUAAAGUAGAAACUUUCUCUCCGGAAAGGAGGUCCGCUUAUUUACUUAUCUGAAAAAGCAAAAGGUAGGUAGGCUGUUUCAGAGAAGAGUACGUGGGUUUUCACAUAGCCGGAUAUGAAAAGAGACCCUAAUGAGUAGCUUUUUUUUUAUUCGUAAACCCUUCUUUCUGUGCUUAUGGAAUCAGCCAGUGGCAGGUCUUGGCGAUUGAAUUCAUCCCGUUUUACUUUGUUGAGUGCGAUCUGGUAUUGACUUGCCCUUAUUUUCCAUCGAUCGGGUAGUUAGUUAGGUCCCGCGGACAAGAAGUCCUAUAUACUGAAAUAAGAGGGACUCCUUCCAGGCAUCGCCGUUAAGGUGCUCUUUUGAUAGAUUUCUAUACCUUCCCCUCCCUUUCCUCUGUAUCCGGGCCUACGCGAACAGCUGCUUGCUUAUCGAAGAAGUCUGCUCACAUGAUUGGAAUAUGGCUCCCGUAUGCAUGCUAUUCUGGGACUGAGGAAUGCCUUUCUAUGGUGGACCCUGAGGUCGGACUCUUGCUGCUUGAUUCAAAACCUGAUUCAAUAGCAGCAACAUAUUGAUGAUGGUGCCUGAACUACCUAUUCUAUUACCUUAUGGGGAGCCCCAAAGCCACAUCAAGCCCUAUGCUAUGGGUCAAGGUACUCUCGAGACCGUCUGGAUUGAAGACUAUCAAGCACCGUAGGUGGUACCAGCAUUCCCUGUCGAUAGGGCAUUCCAAUCUCUGGGUAGCUGCCCGCCCUACUUCAUUCCUAUCUCCUUCGGCGUCAGCCCCAUGUACCCCCUUAAACUAACCACUUGAAUUGAUCAGGAUUUGUUAGGUUGAGUGCAUUUUCUUCCAAAUCCAGUCAAUUUCAAGAAAAGUAUCGAAAAAUCCCGGGGUUAGGCACCUUUUUUCAGUGAAAUCUUGUUUUUUUCCCGCAUUAAUUAGUUAUGGGAGAAUCCUUGCUUCCUCAAUGCUCUUGCCUUCGCGGUCCUAUUAAAAGAGACACAAGAGGUUUUAGCACCGGCAUCUUUGGAUCAAAAGAUCAUUCCAUCCUAGAACCAACACGACGACUUCUCCUUGCCCGAUUUGAAAUGGUGAUGAAUAUGAAAUUAGGAAUAUAUAUGGACAGAUGAAUUAUGCGUCAUGGAAUCCGGAUCAUUAAAGAGGUAGUGUAGACAGUUGUCUAAGUGUGAUCUUCUUAUAUCCCCACGAACUGUUCAGCUUGAUAGACCCAAGGGGAAAUAGAAUCUCGAAAGGACCUUUCUUGUCCGUAGCCCCGUUGGAAUCGAGGGCUUGAUAUCUCAUUGGCAUGACUAAUUGAUGAGGCCGACUGCCUAAGUAGUACUCACGAGGUCCUUGAUUUCUUGUUAUACUUCGUCUCUACCUCUACCUUUAGCUGUUUGAUUGUCUGAUUUUUUUAUUCAUUUCCUUUCUGGUCGGUCAAUCGCACGCUAAUCGUCAACUCACACUUUCUUUCCUAAGAGGUCUACUUGAAUUUUCAUGCAAAUCAAUUCAAGAAUGGGAACAAGAAGAAUUCCGAGAACAAUCGCCAAGUUGCAUUCUUAAUAAAUGCAUAUAAAAAAGUAAAGAGUUGAUGUGAUGAUACCAUUCUCGAUCGAUAAGAUGGCGGAGCCCAUGAGGACAGCAAUAGAAUAGUGCCAUUCCAUCGUGUGAAGGCCGCAGUUCCGGUAAACCAAGUCGUUGUAAGACUGAGAUUGUCGCAUCGCAUCUCUCGCGUCAAUGAGUCUUUUAGAAAAUGACGAAAUAGCUCAGUUGGGAGACUCGCUCUUAUAUUUUAGGAAAAAAAGGCAUUCGUGCAAGAAGCACAAGCCAUUUUCUCGCUCUGUUCUUUUCACUCGAAAGUAGAUGGACCAGGUGGUCCACGUUCUUAUGAUCUCUCUCUUUCUUCUUUCGAUUGUGUGGGUGUAGAUAGGAAUAAGUAAAGGCUGUUUCUUGUUAGUCUGUAUCUUUCUCUUUAAUGGUAUCCAGAUUCACCUAUUUUUUUUCCGUUGUUGCUCUUCAGAAAACGCGUAUAGUGGCCUUCGUCGAUGGGACAAACGCUCCAGUGUAUGCGUUACGAGGCAACUAGCAUUUAGUUUUGUCAUGAAAGUUCGUGAAAGAAUGUUUCGUUGGAAAAACCAACGCCGACGUCAAGAUCAGUCUCCUUUCUCUUUUCGGGAGCAGAGCUGAAAAAGCUGGAGUUACCCUCAAAUGGAAAAUUUAGAAUUAACAGUACAAACAGUACAAAGCGUCUCUAACGUCCAUUCUUUUAUAAAAGAUUUUUUCCAUCAUACGUUGGAUCCGCAGCUUGUGAACCAGCUUUUGGAAGGGAUAGAGAGACCCAAGGACGGGGACUUCCUUUCCCAAAUAUAUGGCAUUUCACCCGAAAAUAGAGAGCUUGUGUUUUCUGAAAUCACAAAAAUGAUAGAAUUAUACUUACGGCAGGCACAAAUGGUUUUGCCAGCGGCCUAUAAUGUUAGAGAGUUUUGUGACCAGUUUUUCGGCCUGGAUUCUCCCCGGAGUCUCUGGGGUAGUUUCGUAGAUUUACAUUUAAAAGGGCACGAAAGCGUCACUUGGGACUCGGGCGUGGCUCAUCUUUAUCACGAAAUAUGUAAGGCCGAAGGCUUACUGCCGGAUAGCCCAGUCAGUGCUCCGAAUAGUCCUUUCAGUGAUCCGAAUAGUCCUUUUCUCGGGGAUACCUCCCCUCGAUCAGUUGUUGACGCCUUUCAGCAGCCUGCUCCGAAUCAGAAUUUAUUGGAGAACCCAUUGGAUCAAUUUACCAUUCAGCCAAUAAUUGAUCUGAAUGUGGGCAACUAUUAUUUAUCAUUUACAAAUCAGUCCUUGUAUAUGCUGCUCACUGUCGUUUUGGUCGUUUUUCUGUUUUUUGUUGUUACGAAAAAGGGAGGUGGAAAGUCAGUGCCAAAUGCAUGGCAAUCCUUGGUCGAGCUUAUUUAUGAUUUCGUGCUGAACCUGGUAAACGAACAAAUAGGUGGUCUUUCCGGAAAUGUGAAACAAAAGUUUUUCCCUCGCAUCUCGGUCACUUUUACUUUUUCGUUAUUUCGUAAUCCCCAGGGUAUGAUACCCUUUAGCUUCACAGUGACAAGUCAUUUUCUCAUUACUUUGGCUCUUUCAUUUUCCAUUUUUAUAGGCAUUACGAUCGUUGGAUUUCAAAGACAUGGGCUUCAUUUUUUUAGCUUCUUAUUACCUGCGGGAGUCCCACUGCCGUUAGCACCUUUCUUAGUACUCCUUGAGCUAAUCUCUUAUUGUUUUCGUGCAUUAAGCUUAGGAAUACGUUUAUUUGCUAAUAUGAUGGCCGGUCAUAGUUUAGUAAAGAUUUUAAGUGGGUUUGCUUGGACUAUGCUAUUUCUGAAUAAUAUUUUCUAUUUCAUAGGAGAUCUUGGUCCCUUAUUUAUAGUUCUAGCAUUAACCGGUCUGGAAUUAGGUGUAGCUAUAUCACAAGCUCAUGUUUCUACGAUCUCAAUUUGUAUUUACUUGAAUGAUGCUACAAAUCUCCAUCAAAAUGAGUCAUUUCAUAAUUGAAUAAAAACGAGGAGCCGAA
Molecule: messenger RNA, 3972 nt
Organism: Hordeum vulgare subsp. vulgare (domesticated barley)
Lineage: Eukaryota; Viridiplantae; Streptophyta; Magnoliopsida; Poales; Poaceae
Product: ATP synthase subunit a-like
Exons: 1
Coding region: 2625-3953 (442 amino acids)
Biological process (GO): proton motive force-driven ATP synthesis
Molecular function (GO): proton transmembrane transporter activity
Source: RefSeq, a predicted model, not a curated record